CUCAUCUGGAAAUAUCUUCAGAGAAACUACAAAAACAAAUACGUGAAAUAAAAAGAAUAACAGCUAAAUUCUCAAGGUCAUGGCUUCCCCAGAAGGCUUUGCUUCUGUUUUUUACAGUGAACCGUCUGUCCUCGGCCUGCUGUCUAAUGUAGUCAGUGUCUUUUAUGUUGCCUUGCAAAACUUUUCCAAAGCCAGUUCUGGAGUGGCAGCAGUUGGUAUAGAAAAUAUCUUGGCUGGUGUGCACCUGGUUUUAAUUGGAGGCAUUAUACAGUUAAUAUCUGGACUUCUGACAUUUCGGAAAUACGACCAUCUAGCUGCUACUACUUUUGUGGCUUUUGCAGCAUUGUGGAGCAGUUAUGGGGCAACCCGAAUCAUUUUAGGUGUACACCCACUCUCUUUUAACAGUUCUGAUAAUAGUUCUGUGUCUCCCUCUAUGAACAGCACUGCAGCACCUGUUGAGAACACAUUAAUGGCAGAUGUAGCCAUCAGUGAGUCAGCUGUUGCUGGGUUAGUGGCCUACAUUAGUGUGGCCUUCAUUGUGUCAUUUUGUUCAGCCACAUCAAACUAUAUCAUGCCUUUUGUUUUUGGGGCAAUUACACUUACUCUGGUAUUUGAAGCAGUCGGCUUGUUCAGUCAGUGGGCAUUGAUUGUUUCUGGGGUAAUACAGCUGAUCAUUAUUCUGCUUGGAUUUUAUGGAGCGGCUGCCCUUCUUUUAAAGGGCAUUUAUCAGAGACAUGUCAUCCCGGGGUUCGGGAAUGCCCUUUUUGAUGUUCUGCUUUUAGGAGCCAAAACCAAAACAUCAACAAAGAAAAUCAGUGACGAGAAGAAAAAGAAUACAAAAUAUGCAGAGCCAAUGGCCCUGGGAAACUUGUCUGAUGUAAUCUCUGCUUUUAUUUUUGCCUUUUAUUGUUUUGAUUACAUAAAGAAUUUUUAUGUAGGAACAAUAUGGAUUAGCAUAAAUGUCGUCUCUCAGAUAUUAGCCAGUUAUUAUGCAUAUUUACGAGAUGAUGUCUACCAUGCUGCAAAGUUUGGGAUGCACAGCAUGUACUGGUUAGUGAAGGUCUGGGAAGAGUUUGUCAUUACUGUUUUCUUGAGCUCAAAAUACACUACAGAUAAUAUCAGGAUAGAAAUGCUUGGUGACUGGUUUUUCCUUGUAAUUGCUUUAAUUUUUUGCCUGAUAGCACUAAACAGAGACACACUGGAGUUGCUUCAUAAUGGAUUUUUUGUCCUUCUGACUGUUUCAACCAUACCCCAGAUUUGGGGCAUUGCUUAUUAUAUGUUCUUUGGCAUUAUGUGCUCUCUGUAUGCUGCUCUGUCAUUAUAUUCAACUUUUGUUAGCCUUAUAAACUCCAUAGCUGAAAAAACACUAAUCUCACUGGGACCCCAGUUACUCAGUACAAAAAAAUUUAAAAAUGCAUUGUUUGCAGUGAAAAGAUGCUGCAACAAAAUAAAAGACAUUCCAACUUCAACUACUGCAGAACUGCCCGAUGCACUUUUCUAUAUCUGCAAUGGCCUAGCUGCAAUAUCUGCAUUACAAAGCAAGUAUCCCAAUAAUAAAUAUUCUCAUCUGUCAAUUCCUUGGGUGCUGAUUCCUGGUACUAUUGUCCAGCUUUAUGUCUCAAGACUGCAAGUCAGAGGUGGACAAAGAUUUGGUCCGGUUUUGCCAUUCUGUUAUGCUGGAAUCUGGGCUACGUGGACUUGGCUACGCUUUGCAGGCGAUCUGCUCAAUAUUGACCCUUCCUCCUAUGCUGGGUUUACAGUGGGAGCCAUUGCAUUCCUCAUCAUCAACGCCUCUUUAAUGGUUUUAGCUGCCUAUCAAAACCUAAUUCUUCUAGUACUUUCUACAGUAAUUGAGGUGCUGGUUGUUUGCUUCUUGUUGUUCACAUUGAAGAGACUGCCUCUUCCUUUCGAAGGUGUGAUGUUAGCCAUUUGCAGCCUUGUUUGUGUUUAUGGAACUGUUGCCUCACUUGUUAAUUACAUGUUCAAAAGUCAGUUAAUACCCAUGGGAUCACCAUUACUCAAGGCUGUACAAAACAAAAAUCAAGAUGCAACUCCACCAUGUCCUACUCCAAGUUCACACCGUACGAGUGGGAUCAGAGCCAUUGCAGAGAUAUUGGAUGCUGGUGGUGUAUGUGGGGUUCCUUCUGAUACCGUGUACACCCUUGCUGCUUCAUGUAAACACCCCAAAGCCAUUGAAAGGAUCUAUAAUAUCAAGGAGCGUCCUCUUGAAAAACCUCUGUGCCUCACAAUUGGUAGCAUGGAGCAACUGCAAGCAGUCAACCCCCCUUUCAGUCCUCUACUGUGGGAGUUCCUGACGAACAUCUACCCAGGGUGCAUUGGCUGCAUUGUCCCAAAAGGGGAGUGGCUUAAGGAACUGGGUGUUGGAAUAGCCUAUGACUACGUGGGUACAAAAGACAGCAUUAUGAUAAGAAUUUCUGACCUCACUACUACAGCUCAUCUGCUGAAAAUGACUGGGCCUCUAGCCAUUACUUCAGCCAAUCCCAGUGGGGAGCCUGACAGCAUACACCAUGAUAUGGUCACGACCCGUCUCGGGCACAAGCUUGAUGGAGUUCUUUGUGAUGGAGAUUCAACUGAACUAGUUUCCUCUACUGUUGUUAACUGUACGCGAAUUGAUGAAGGUGUGCUGACAUUUAUACGAGAAGGACCUGUUCCAGUCUCUAAGGUAUUACAGUUAUUUGAACAAGUCAAGAAAAAUUUUGUGUAAAAGCAAAAUACUUCCAAACUUGUAUCAUGGACUGAAGGCUAUUAUGUAGCUACUGAUGUAGCAGUAUUUAUUACAUAAAAAUAUUUAUACCUUAAAUGGUUUUAAAAUUAUGCAGCAGGGUCUGUACUCCCAAGGUAUUUCUGGACAUUAUCCAGAACAAAUUCAGUAAUGUCAGUUAUUAAGAUUUUCCAGCACAUCAAUAUACCUUUGUAAGGACUACGUUCUUGUUACAUUUAUUUACUGCACCAAAGGAUGUUUACAUGAGUAUAGAGUUAAUGCAUUGCUGCUAACACUUUGUAUUUUAAUGUAUUUUUCAUAUGCCAUAACAUGGACAAAGACAUCGACUUGAACUUCCAGCACAUCUUUUUCACUUCUGUGUAUAUAGAUAUUUAAGAGAUAAUUUCCUACUUAAAAAUGACAAACUGAAUUAUGAAGAGAUAAUUUUUGGAAGCUCCCUGAUAGAGUGAUAUCACAAUGACAUUCAUCAAAUUAGACUUUUCAUUCUAUGUGAGAAUGGUCACCAUACAGGCCAAAUUCUUACUGAGCUGUAUUAAAGCUUGUGGUAAUGACAAUAUAGCAGGUGACAUUUAACACAAGUUUACACGACAUGUACACAACCUGCAAGUGUAUCCAGGACUUCAAAAGUGACCAGAAAUCCUGUGCAAGGAGUUUGUCAUUGUUUCAGAACAUAUUAAUUCUGCAGCAGGUCUGUAGUAAAUGUUAAACCAUUUCUGAUACUGCGGGUCUAGACUUCUGCGAGUCCAAAAUUUAUUUAUUUCCACCUUGUUUAAAUUAUUAAAAUUGCCAUUGAUUUGUAUCAAAUUCAUGAAAAUAAUUAAUCAUGUUAUUUAAAUAUAUGUGUAAUCUGAAUGUAUGUCACAUAAGAAACUUGCUGGCAUAAGUUUCACUCGUGUUUACAUAUGCACAUCCAAUGCACUUUAAAAUACAUGAAGGUUAAUAUGUAUGAGCAUAAUAUUACAGUUUGUAAAAAUGUCUAACUGUUCUGUGUACAGGUUUUGUAAAAGAAAAUCAUCUAUUAAAUUUUAAUAAACAAAUGAAAAAUGU
This is a messenger RNA of Protopterus annectens (West African lungfish), 3790 nucleotides long. RefSeq lists its product as uncharacterized. Gene Ontology annotation, biological process: regulation of translational fidelity. The transcript has 11 exons. Lineage: Eukaryota; Metazoa; Chordata; Ceratodontiformes; Protopteridae. The record is from RefSeq and is a predicted model, not a curated record. Gene Ontology annotation, cellular component: cytoplasm; membrane. Gene Ontology annotation, molecular function: tRNA binding; double-stranded RNA binding; nucleotidyltransferase activity. Bases 80 to 2725 code for a protein of 881 amino acids.